Messenger RNA from Labrus mixtus (cuckoo wrasse), 3213 nucleotides. RefSeq names its product GATA zinc finger domain-containing protein 14-like. Lineage: Eukaryota; Metazoa; Chordata; Actinopteri; Labriformes; Labridae. The coding region runs from base 1 to 3051 and encodes 1016 amino acids. The transcript is spliced from 3 exons. The record is from RefSeq and is a predicted model, not a curated record.
AUGGAGCAAGCCAACGACCCUGUAAUUGUAGCUGCUUGUCCAGCUGUGGCACAUGCACUCACCAACAACAACCACAGCUGCACCAACAACCACCACUGCAGCUCCAACAACAACCACAGCCGCACCAACAACAACCACAGCCGCUCCAACAACAACCACAGCUGCACCAACAACAACCACAGCUGCACCAACAACCACCACUGUUGCGCCAACAACAACCACAGCUGCUCCAACAACAACCACAGCUGCUCCAACAACAACCACAGCUGCACCAACAACAACCACAGCUGCACCAACAACCACCACAGCUGCUCCAAAAACCAUCACUGCAGCUCCAACAACAACCACAGCUGCACCAACAACCACCACUGCAGCUCCAACAACCACCACUGCAGCUCCAACAACAACCACAGCUGCUCCAACAACAACCACAGCUGCACCAACAACAACCACUGUAGCUCCAACAACAACCACAGCCGCACCAACAACAACCACAGCCGCUCCAGCAACAACCACAGCUGCACCAACAACAACCACAGCUGCACCAACAACCACCACUGUUGCGCCAACAACAACCACAGCUGCUCAAACAACCACCACUGCAGCACCAACAACAACCACAGCUGCACCAACAACCACCACUGCAGCACCAACAACAACCACAGCUGGUCCAACAACCACAACUGCAGCUCCAACAACAACAACAGCCGCUCCAACAACAACCACAGCUGCACCUAUAACCACCACUGCUGCUCCAACAACAACAACAGCCGCUCCAACAACAACCACAGCUGCACCAACAACCACCACAGCUGCUCCAACAACGACCACAGCUGCACCAACAACAACCACAGCUGCUCCAACAACCACCACUGCAGCUCCAACAACAACCACAGCUUCUCCAACAACAACCACAGCUGCACCAACAACAACCACUGCAGCUCCAACAACAACCACAGCUGCACCAACAACCACCACAGCUGCUCCAACAACCACAACUGCAGCUCCAACAACAACAACAGCCGCUCCAACAACAACCACAGCUGCACCAACAACCACCACUGCAGCUCCAACAACCACAGCUGCACCAACAACAACCACAGCUGCUCCAACAACCACAACUGCAGCAACAACAACAACCACAGCCGCUCCAACAACAACCACAGCCGCACCAACAACAACCACAGCUGCUCCAACAACAACAACUGCAGCUCCAACAACAACCACAGCCGCACCAACAACAACCACAGCUGCUCCAACAACCACAACUGCAGCUCCAACAACAACAACAACAGCCGCUCCAACAACAACCACAGCUGCACCUACAACCACCACUGCAGCUCCAACAACAACAACAGCCGCUCCAACAACAACCACAGCUGCACCAACAACCACCACAGCAGCUCCAACAACGACCACAGCUGCACCAACAACCACCACAGCUGCUCCUACAACCACCACUGCAGCUCCAACAACAACCACAGCUGCUCCAACAACAACCACAGCUGCACCAACAACAACCACUGCAGCUCCAACAACGACCACAGCUGCACCAACAACAACCACAGCUGCUCCAACAACCACAACUGCAGCUCCAACAACAACAACAGCCGCUCCAACAACAACCACAGCUGCACCUACAACCACCACUGCAGCUCCAACAACCACAGCUGCACCAACAACAACCACAGCUGCUCCAACAACCACAACUGCAGCACCAACAACAACCACAGCCACUCCAACAACAACAACAGCUGCACCAACAACCACCACUGCUGCGCCAACAACAAACACAGCUGCUCCAACAACCACCACUGCAGCACCAACAACAACCACAGCUGCACCAACAACCACCACUGCUGCGCCAACAACAACCACAGCUGCUCCAACAACCACAACUGCAGCUCCAACAUCAACAACAGCCGCUCCAACAACAACCACAGUUGCACCAACAACCACCACUGCAGCUCCAACAACUACCACAGCUGCACCAACAACCACCACUGCAGCUCCAACAACAACCACAGCUGCACCAACAACCACCACAGCUGCUCCAACAGACACCACUGCAGCUCCAACAACAACCACAGGUGCUCCAGCAACGACCACAGCUGCACCACCAACCACCACUGCAGCUCCAACAACAACAACAGCUGCACCAACAACAACCACAGCUGCUCCAACAACAACCACAGCCGCUCCAACAACAACCACUGCAGCUCCAACAGCAACCACAGCUGCUCCAACAACAACCACAGCUGCACCAACAACAACCACUGCAGCUCCAACAACAACCACAGCUGCUCCAACAACAACCACAGCUGCUCCAACAACGACCACAGCUGCACCAACAACCACCACUGCAGCUCCAACAACAACCACAGCUGCACCAACAACAUCCACAGCUGCUCCAACAACCACCACUGCAGCACCAAUAACAACCACAGCUGCUCCAACAACAACCACAGCUGCACCAACAACAACCACAGCUGCUCGAACAACAACCACAGCUGCUCCAACAACCACCACUGCAGCUCCAACAACCACCACUGCAGCUCCAACAACAACCACAGCUGCUCCAACAACAACCACAGCUGCACUAACAACAACCACUGCAACUCCAACAACAACCACAGCUGCACCAACAACCACCACUGCUGCGCCAACAACAACCACAGCCACCCCAACAACCACCACAGCUGCUCCAAGAACAACCACAGCUUCUCCAACAACCACAACUGCAGCUCCAACAACAACAACAGCCGUUCCAACAACAACCACAGCUGCUCCAACAACCACCACUUUAGCACCAACAACAACCACAGCUGCACCAACAACCACCACUGCUACGCCAACAACAACCACAGCUGCUCCAACAACCACAACUGCAGCUCCAACAACAACCACAGCCGCACCAACAACCAUUACAAAUGCUCCAACAACUUCCACUGCAGCUCCAACAACCACCAAUGCAGCUUCAACAACCACAGCUGCUACAACAGCCCAAGCAUUUCCAACAACAACCACCACAGCAGCUGCACCUGUUUAUAGGGUUCAAGUUAUGUUGGUAAAUGAAACCUUUACAGAUGCACUUACGGACCCCAGCAGUGCUCAAUACCAAGAUCUUGAAAGACGACUUCUACCAAGAUGUAAUGAGAUAUACCGAAGACAAUAUGGUGCCCGCUUUGUCAAAUGCUCUGUUAAUGGUUUCAG